Penicillium chermesinum is the source of this 291-nucleotide messenger RNA. RefSeq lists its product as uncharacterized. Bases 1 to 291 code for a protein of 96 amino acids. The transcript has a single exon. NCBI's taxonomy places the organism in Eukaryota, Fungi, Ascomycota, Eurotiomycetes, Eurotiales, Aspergillaceae. The record is from RefSeq and is a predicted model, not a curated record.
AUGACGGGCGAACAUCCUCCAACAAAAAUUUCCAAUACACCAAGUGAGAGCACAAGUUCUCAGAAUGAGGGGGUCUCGCAAAAGGAGCUGCAUAGUGCUCCGGCCACCCCCAAGUCGGCCAUCAAUGUUAGGAUCAACCUCCAAAGGGCAAGCUACCAAGGGCUCCAAUUCAACGCCGACGCUGCGAAGUUCCAAUUCGGCUUCCACUUCAAAAGUUGCUAUCCCGCGCCAGCCGCCCGGCUAUACUCCUCGUUACAACCGUCGAGUCCCGCGAGCGUGCGAGUCGUGUAG